Messenger RNA from Rhopalosiphum padi (bird cherry-oat aphid), 1641 nucleotides. Its product is annotated as cysteine-rich hydrophobic domain-containing protein 2. The record is from RefSeq and is a predicted model, not a curated record. The coding region runs from base 258 to 758 and encodes 166 amino acids. Lineage: Eukaryota; Metazoa; Arthropoda; Insecta; Hemiptera; Aphididae. The transcript has 5 exons.
GAAGAACAAUAAUAUAAUAAUAAUAAUAAUAAUAUUAACAAUUAAUAAAUAAUAUCAAAUAUCAGAAUGCAACUACAAUAAUAUUACUGCCUACUAACAUCAAUUUUUUGUUUGCGCCGUUUUAUUUUUACCUUCGAUUGUCGGUGGCUCUUGGACUUUGGUGCAGUAGACUGUUUUCGUCGAAAACACGGCGAUCUACAAGAUUUACUUAUAAUAUUUAUCACGCUAGAUCUCAGGCGGACACCGUCACAAAUGUCAUGGCUGUAUUCGACGACAUACAGCGAUAUGAUGAAGAGAUUGCAUGCACAUCUAUGGAUGAAGCAUACCUGAUGCAUGUACAAGAGCCGGUACUCAUCAGAGGAAUUGGAAAUCUUACUGUUUUUGGAUUGAGUAGCAGAUUCCAGUCAGAAUUUCCAAGUGCUCUUGUAUCACGUGUGGCUCCAGAAGAAUUUGAAGAGACAAUGGCGCGAAUCAAUUCUGUUUUAAAGAAAAGUUUACCAAUGAAUGCUAAAUGGUUGUUUUGUGGAUGUAUGUGUUGCUGCUGUACUCUUGGUUGUUCACUUUGGCCUGUUAUUUGUCUUAGUAAAAGGACUCAGCACAGUUUGAAUAAAUUACUCGAUUGGGAAAAUAAUCAUCUUUAUAAUAAAAUUGGUUUGCAUUGGAGAUUGAAUAAACAAAGAGUAGAUACUUCAUCUAUUACAGAAUAUGUACUUUUGGUGGAAUUUAUUCCAAAAAUUCCAAUCUAUAAACCAGAUUAAGUAAAAUAUAACACAAAUAUUUACAUUUUGUUUAUUUCUAUCAGUUUAAAGAUAGGAUAUUGGUUAGUUAUUAAUUUGAAAGGCACAAAAAAAUUAACCAAUUAUCAUUUUACCAGGUAAUAUUUAGAAUUUGUAAUGAUUUUUAUCAACUAUUAUUUUUGGACUUAUUUAUCAGUCAUCCUAACUUGCUCAAUAUUGUAAAAUUAAAUGGAUUUAUGACUAUGUGAAACUAAAUUAGUUGUUUAUAUAUUUCAUUAAUUUUUAAAUGUAUGAUUACAUAAUUCUUUCAACAGAAGUUGAUUGAAAUAAAGAUUUAAGUUUAUGUCUUUAUAUUAUCAAUACUUGAUUUAAAAAUUAUGAGUUAAUGUGAUAUCAAUUUGUGUGAUACCUGGACGGGUACUUAAUAUUUAUUUAUAUGUUUAUCUCGUCCUUAGAAGAAUCUGACCUGAUUUUUUUUCUGUUAUUUUAUUAACUUAAGUUUUAAAAAUAUAAAUUUAAGUCAAUUACUUGAAUAAAAAUGAAUAUCAAGUUUUAAACUUAAACUUAGUACUUAAAAAAAAAAUAUAUGCAUAUAUUUAAGUAAAUUUCAUGACAGCAUCACAUAUAUUUGUAUUUUUCUGUUAGAAACGUUAGUUUAUAAUUGAAAAUAAAUUUAUUAUUAUUUGAUUUUAAUUGUAUAAGAUAUAUUAAGAUUUACUUAUAUAUUUUUUUUUUAUAUUAUUUAAGUAUCCAAUGUACAUGCUUCCAAAGGAUCAAGUAUGUUAGUUCCAAGUGAUUAAUUUGUGCAUAAAUAAAUAUUUUAAUGUUAAUAUAUGUAUAAUCAAAUUGUUUAUAAUUGUGGUGUAAAUAUUCUUUUUAAUAAAUGUUUGUAAACGAGCUUAUA